AUUUCGCAUCACAUAUUAUAAACAAAAUUUAAAUAAUAAAAACAUAUAACCGAAAAUGUUAUCAUCAUCAUCAAAUAGUAAUAAUAAUAAUUCUUUAGAAGAAGAACAAGAAUUAGCAUCACUAGCAACACCUACCUACAAUGAUCAAUUAUCAUCCUACAGAGAAAAACACAGAGUCUACAAGGAAAAGAAGAAGAAUCAAGAUAUGGCCUCCCUCACAGCCUUCCUCAUUGCCUCCAAAUACGACCCACAAACAUCAUUGACUUCAUCGGGUCUGGAACGUUACACUCCAAAGGCUACUGGAUUCUGUGGCAAUACACCAACCAAUGCUACGAGGAGUAAGGUGAGUUUCAGAGCAUCGAAUGUGAGAGGGAGAGGUCUACCAACUGUGCAACCAGGAAGUUGGUUUAAACCUUCAAUACAACAAGAACAUCAUGUUGAUGAACAACAAGAAUUGGCUAAAGAUGAAUCAGCAACAGUAGUGGAAGCAUCGUUGAGUAAUUUGUCAUUGAAAGAGGAGGUUGUUGUUUCUUCUUCUUCUUCUAGUUUGAAUGUUGUUCCUGUUAGAAGAUUGUAAACUAAUCAUAUAAAUUAUAUUUAUUG
Molecule: messenger RNA, 603 nt
Organism: Naegleria gruberi
Lineage: Eukaryota; Heterolobosea; Eutetramitea; Acrasida; Naegleriidae
Exons: 1
Coding region: 56-577 (173 amino acids)
Source: RefSeq, a predicted model, not a curated record